GAGUGUGCAGGAGCAAGUAGUUGCAAAGUGUUGGCCUCGGCUUGCGGAUUGCGGUUCCCGCACCUUUCCUCGCUCUUUUUUUCGCACAGCCGUCUUCAUCCCACCCGAUCGCUCUACUUCGUUGGCGGAACAUCUUACCUCAUGAUGAAUUAGGAAAGGAAGAGAAUUUAUCUUCAGAAAUGGAGAGCAGCGCAUCCUUGAGUAGUAACGUGCAGAACGAUUCCCGCGUAGCCCUGGAGAAGUGUCCCAGUCCAGCCAAUGGAACCAGAGAAAUGGAUUCAGAUGAAGGUUCAAGUAUGGAGGACACUGAUUUCAACUGGGAUGAAUAUUUGGAAGAAACCGGUUCAAGUGCUGCUCCUCACACUUCAUUUAAACAUGUGGAAAUCAGCCUGCAGAGCAGCUUCCAACCGGGGAUGAAGUUAGAAGUGGCGAAUAAGAACAAUUCGGACACCUACUGGGUAGCCACCAUCAUCACCACCUGCGGGCAGCUUCUGCUGCUGCGUUACUGUGGUUACGGAGAUGACCGCCGGGCCGACUUCUGGUGUGAUGUCAUGACGGCCGACCUCCACCCGGUUGGGUGGUGUACGCAGAACAACAAGGUGCUCAUGCCGCCAGAUGCAAUUAAAGAGAAGUACAUCGAUUGGACGGAAUUUCUCAUUCGUGAUUUGACUGGCUCUCGAACAGCACCAGCCAAUUUACUGGAAGGUCCUCUGCGAGGGAAAAACCCUGUAGACCUCAUUACAGUUGAUUCCUUAAUAGAGCUUCAGGAUUCCCAGAACCCCUUUCAGUACUGGAUAGUUAGUGUGAUUGAAAAUGUUGGAGGAAGAUUACGCCUUCGCUAUGUGGGAUUGGAGGAGACUGAAUCCUAUGACCAGUGGUUGUUUUACUUGGAUUACAGACUUCGACCAGUCGGUUGGUGUCAAGAGAAUAAAUACAGAAUGGACCCACCUUCAGAAAUCUAUUCUUUGAAGAUUACAUCUGAGUGGAAAUGUGCUCUUGAAAAAUCCCUUAAUGAUGCCGCAAAGUUUCCUCUUCCAAUGGAAGUAUUCAAGGAUCAUGCAGAUUUAAGGAGCCAUUUCUUCACAGUUGGGAUGAAGCUGGAGGUUGUGGCCAUGAAUGAGCCAUUCAAUAUCUGUCCUGCAUCAGUGACGAAGGUUUUUAACAAUCAUUAUUUACAAGUGACGAUCGAUGACCUGAGAAUGGAACCUAGUGAGAUCUCAAUGCUCUGCCAUGCUGAUUCCCUAGGGAUUUUACCAGUUCAGUGGUGCCUUAAAAACGGAGUCAACCUCACACCUCCGAAGGGUCACUCCGGCCAAGACUUUGACUGGGCGGACUAUCAGAAGCAGCAUGGGGCCGAGGCAGCACCUCAUUUCUGCUUCAGAAACACUUCAUUCAGUCGGGGAUUCACAAAGAACAUGAAGUUGGAAGCAGUGAACCCCAGGAAUCCCGGAGAACUCUGUGUGGCCUCCAUUAUCACCGUGAAAGGAAGACUGAUGUGGCUUCACCUGGAAGGUCUGCAGGCUCCGGUUCCCGAGUAUAUUGUUGACGUCGAGUCGAUGGACAUCUUCCCAGUUGGCUGGUGCGAGGCGAACGCAUACCCCUUGACUCCACCACACAGAACGCUUUUGCAAAAGAAGAGAAAGAUUGCAGUCGUGCAACCAGAAAAACAAUUGCCAUCCACAGUGCCUGUUGAGAAAAUACCUCACGACCUUUGUUCGCUCCCUCAGCCUGACACAACAGGUAUCGUCAACGGGAAAUACUGCUGCCCCCAGCUCUUCAUCAACCACAGGUGUUUCUCAGGCCCGUACCUCAAUAAGGGCAGAAUAGCAGAGCUACCUCAGUCGGUUGGGCCAGGCAAAUGUGUACUUGUUCUUAAAGAGGUUCUCAGCAUGGUGAUCAAUGCCGCUUACAAGCCUGGAAGGGUGUUACGGGAGCUACAGCUCGUGGAAGACCCCCAGUGGAAUUUCCAAGAAGAAACCCUGAAAGCAAAAUACAGAGGCAAAACCUACAGGGCAACUGUCAAGAUUGUGCGCACGUCUGACCAGGUAGCAGAUUUUUGCCGGAGGGUCUGUGCCAAGCUGGAGUGCUGCCCGAACUUGUUUAGUCCGGUGCUGGUCACUGAAGUCUGUCCAGAGAACUGCUCCAUCCACACCAAAACCAAAUACACCUAUUAUUAUGGAAAGAGAAAGAAGAUCAUUAAGCCCCCAAUUGGGGAAAACAGUGUGGAAAGUGGACAUACCAAGCCAGCCCGGCGCAGGAAACGGCGAAAAUCCAUUUUUGUGCAGAAGAAAAGGCGAUCAUCUACAGUAGAUUUUACUGCAGCAUCUGCAGAGGAGAGUGAAGAGGAGGACCCAGAUGCCAUGGAAGAAGAUACGGGAAGCGAGGAGACCAGCUCGGAACUCCGGGACGAUCAGACGGACACGUCGUCUGCCGAGGUCCCCUCGGCCCGGCCCCGGAGAGCGGUCACCCUGAGGAGCAGCACGGAAUCCGACCGCCCCCCGCCGGUGGAGAGAGCGAGGAGGAGUCGGCGGGCUCCGGCCUUCUCCUACGCCGAGGGAGACUCGGGCCCCCAAGCCAAGCAGGAGGGGACGGAGGAAAUUAAGCAAGAGGAAGAAGAGAAGCUAGUCCUGGAGAGUAACCCGCUCGAGUGGACCGUGAUGGAUGUGGUGAGGUUUAUUAAACUGACAGACUGCGCUCCGCUGGCCAAAAUUUUUCAGGAACAGGACAUUGACGGCCAAGCCCUGCUGCUGCUCACCCUGCCGACUGUGCAGGAGUGCAUGGAACUGAAGUUGGGACCCGCUAUCAAGCUGUGCCACCAGAUCGAGAGAGUCAAAGUGGCUUUCUAUGCACAAUACGCCAACUGACCGUUCAGGCCCCUUGGCCUGGCUGGUGAGGGGAAGGAAGAGGGAGGGGAUUCACCCGAAGGCUACUUGCUUUCCAAGCAGGGAGUUGAAAUGUGCAGCCCCGAGACACCUCUGUAAAGGAUGCAUCCCACCCAUUUGCCCUCUCCCACCAGGCCUGCUCAACAUUUCCAUGUUUCUAAAGCACAUCCAAUUGCUGCCGUAGCCGCUUCUCAAGAGCGGAACUGAGUGUGCUACGAGGUGGCCCACCUCAGCCUGACGGACGCUCCGGUCUCUGCCUCCGCUACCCUCCCGUUGAGAUUCUCCAACCAGCCAGAUGCAUUUCCACAAGGAAAAUGUUUGGGAUCAAACCGGUUUGUUCUUCAUCCAAACAGGAUAAUGGGCUCUGCUGAACACAAGUGAUCCUCGAACGCACUCCUUACACACUUCUUUCAUAUUGAAAUGUGUGUGUGGGGUGGUGUAGAGUGACCUUUGGCUCUGUUGCCCUUUACCCUUCUUGGUGGUCAAUCUUUUUCUGUCUUGUGCCAGUGAGAGCCUUGCAGGCCCUAGUAACACAACCCGAUCGAUAAAGAAGCUGAAUCGUAACUAAAGCUCCAUUCUGGGCUGGAACUUGUCGCGCAGAAGAAACAUUUGAGAAGAAAAGAGACUCGAAGCAGCAGCGGAGCCAAAUGUGAUGUUGGACCCCCCCCCCCUUUGUCCCACCCAAUUUCCCUGGAACCGGGUCAGCUCGGGGGUAGGUUCAUUCACCGUCCGAUAGCAACGAGCCCAGAAGGUGAAAGCACAUGAAGAGAUGUGUAGGCUUCUCAAAAUCCACAUCCAUAGGGGCAGGAGCAGGAUUCAAGGCAGAAACAAUUGGGCUGGGGGGAUCCCAGAUGACUCACACCUGGAGGCCUGGGGCCUGGUUGGCCACAAUGUCUGUGGUCACCCUCCCACCUCGACCCCCCGCUCUCCCAGAAACUGCUCGGGUAGGGAGGCUUGGAGGGGCGAGGCAGGAGGGCCCACAGAAUCAGGCACAUCAAAGCAAUCCCCUCUCCAUCCUCCAUCUUGCUAUGAAAAGGGUAGCUUCCCCCAUCAUGAACCUCCCUGCAAUUCCUCUCAGUACAGGAUUUAAGGGAGUCCUUUUUCAGGUUCCUGUCAUCUCUGCCUACUCCGCCUCGACAUUCAAUGAAGACAGAUUUUUUUUUCCUUGGCACCAUUAAAGGUCUCACUUCCUUUUUUUGACCUUUGCCUAUCAUCAUCAAAAAAACUUCUCC
Messenger RNA from Ornithorhynchus anatinus (platypus), 4114 nucleotides. RefSeq names its product Scm like with four mbt domains 2 (gene SFMBT2). Gene Ontology annotation, biological process: regulation of DNA-templated transcription. Gene Ontology annotation, cellular component: nucleus. The record is from RefSeq and is a predicted model, not a curated record. Gene Ontology annotation, molecular function: histone binding; transcription corepressor activity. The transcript is spliced from 21 exons. Lineage: Eukaryota; Metazoa; Chordata; Mammalia; Monotremata; Ornithorhynchidae. Bases 180 to 2864 code for a protein of 894 amino acids.